AUGAUUGCGCGGUCGGCGCUGGACGAGGUCACCUACACGGGCGACUUCGACCGGUCGCCAUCCACCUUCCGGAGCUCCGUUUCUAGGGACGGGCGGUUCCCCACCGUGGCAGGGCGGUACCACCUCUACGUCUCGUACGCGUGCCCCUGGGCAUCCCGGUGCCUCGCCUUCCUCAAGCUCAAGGGCCUCGACCACGCCAUCGGCGUCACGGUCGUGAAGCCCAUCUUCGAGCGAACCAAGGAGAGCGACGAGCAUCUGGGCUGGGUGUUCCCCGCCGCCGCCGAUGAGGAGCCCGGCGCCGAGCCCAACCCUCUCAACGGCGCCCGGAGCGUGAGGGAGCUCUACGAGAUCGCCAGCUCCAACUACGCCGGGAAGCCAACCAUCCCCGUGCUGUGGGACAAGCAGCUGAAGAUGGUGGUGAACAACGAGAGCUCCGAGAUCAUCCGGAUGCUCAACGCCGAGUUCAACGGCAUCGCCAGGAACCCCGGGCUGGACCUCUGA
Zea mays is the source of this 501-nucleotide messenger RNA. Its product is annotated as glutathionyl-hydroquinone reductase YqjG. The coding region runs from base 1 to 501 and encodes 166 amino acids. Gene Ontology annotation, molecular function: glutathione transferase activity. The record is from RefSeq and is a predicted model, not a curated record. Gene Ontology annotation, cellular component: cytoplasm. NCBI's taxonomy places the organism in Eukaryota, Viridiplantae, Streptophyta, Magnoliopsida, Poales, Poaceae. The transcript is spliced from 3 exons.